AUGUGAAAGGAGCAUUUGAAAAGUGUAUUUCCUAGCUGGUUAUUCAUACGUAAACAAUUUUGUAUCUCACAAGUGAGGGUAAUGUUACUAUAAAAGUCAGUAGAUCUGUCAUACUUUUCGCUUAUACUAAGUCACAAAACUCACAUAUCUUAAAGGUGUUAUAAGCGAAAAAAGAGCAAAUUAGUUACCCUUUAAAUACUUCUUAAGAAUCAGUUAUUAUAAGAUAAUUUGGCUAGAAAUCAACCGUGCAAACUGGAACUUUCAUGGUUCUAGUUCUGAAGUUCUUCUGAAGCAAAUUUAAUAAAUUUGUUUAAACUCCUGGCUUGUAGCAUAAUUUUCGGAUGCGUAGACAUUAAAUUAAACCGAAAACCAAUCCAUCCCAUGUCCAAAGUCAUUUUGGUUUAUGUAUAAAUAAUGUUUAAUCUGUUAUCUGGGAUUAUCCCAAAAGUGGGACUUUCUGGGGGCAGGCAGAGCACAUUUGUUUCAGUAACAGUCCAAUCGAGAUGGUGAACGGAGACCUGAGAAUACAAUACUACGAGGAAGAGCUCAACAUCCGCAAGGUUAUCGAGCAGGCAGACCUAGAAAAUCUGGACCAGGCCCUCAACAUCUGUGACUUGUCCAGCCUGGAGCGGAAGCUUCGCCUCUGGCACAAGCUUAUGCCCAGGAUUGAGCCCCACUAUGCCGUCAAGUGCAACGACGAUCCGGUGGUGGUCAAGUUUCUGGCGGAUCUCGGAACUGGAUUCGACUGCGCCUCCAAAAACGAACUUAAACUAGUCCUAGGAUUUGGAGUUUCGCCUGAGCGCAUUAUCUUCGCACAUCCCUGUCGUCCUGCUAGCCACUUGAGGUACGCCAAGGAGCAGCAGGUGGUCAACGGUACUGUGGAUAACGAGUUCGAGAUUUACAAGCUGAGGAAGCACUAUCCAGACUCCAACCUCAUAUUGAGGUUCAAAAGUGAGGCAAAAAAGGCGCUGUGCCCCUUGGGCGACAAAUACGGAUGCGAUGCGGAGGCGGACGCCGCAGCCCUAAUGCUGCUGGCCAAGGCCUUGGAUCUGAAGGUAACCGGUACCAGCUUCCACGUGGGUUCCGGAUGCAGCGAGGUGGAGGCCUACGAUCGGGCCAUCGAGAAGGCGGAAAACAUCUUUAAGGUCGGCGAGCUGAUAGGUCACAAGAUGCAGCUAUUGGAUGUUGGCGGUGGCUUUCCUGGCAUUGAUGAUGCGAUGUUCGAGGAAAUAGCACAGGCGGUAAACACAUCUGUGGAGCUGCGUUUUCCCGAUGAGCGUGUCCGCAUAAUUUCCGAGCCAGGACGUUUCUUUGUGGAGGCCGCCUACACAUUGAUCUGCAAGGUGCAUGCCAAGCGGGAAGUGCGCAGCAAGGAUGGCAAGCUGGACACCAUGAUGUACUACCUGAAUGAUGGAAUCUUCGGAGCUUUCGCAGGAAUGUUUUACUACCCUGAGGAGGUGGCCCCAGAGCUCUACUUGGACGAAGCUGAGAGCUUGCCUAAACUCAAGUCUGUGAUUUGGGGACCCAGCUGCGAUGCUUUGGAUAAGAUAUCGGACUUGCUAUUGCCCAACUUAAAUCCGGGCGAUCUUUUGGGCUUUCGCAAUAUGGGAGCCUACACCAUGCCCAUUGCCAGUCCCUUCAAUGGAUUCGAUGUGCCGGAGACCAGGUUCUUCAAGGCAAAGUAACUUUAUCAAUACUUGUUAUGCUCAACUUAAAAUUAAAAUUUACAUAUAUCUUUUAAUGGAUUCAAAUAUGCAACUAGCAUUACAGCGAUAAGAUGUUAGGGAUCAAUAAGUCUCUAUUUGGAAACAGAUAAUAUUAAUAUUUAAAAUAAGGGAUUUGCUGAGAAAAGAAGCAACUGAUUCAACAAAGUAUCAACCAAAGAAACGAAGGUGUUCGCGAAUUCUUCAGGAUUUUGAGGAGGUAUCUUCAGUUCUAUUUGUUCGAUACUCGACUAUUCCUAGAGAUUGCCGAUCAUGUGUAAUUAGACCCCGUUUUUUCAUAAUAUCACGACGUAAAUAAAACUCUCGCUUGCAUUUGUAA
Messenger RNA from Drosophila sechellia, 2043 nucleotides. It is a transcript of the gene Odc2, whose product is annotated as Ornithine decarboxylase 2. The transcript is spliced from 6 exons. Bases 504 to 1685 code for a protein of 393 amino acids. Gene Ontology annotation, cellular component: cytoplasm. The record is from RefSeq and is a predicted model, not a curated record. Lineage: Eukaryota; Metazoa; Arthropoda; Insecta; Diptera; Drosophilidae. Gene Ontology annotation, molecular function: ornithine decarboxylase activity.